Ilyonectria robusta is the source of this 303-nucleotide messenger RNA. RefSeq lists its product as uncharacterized. The transcript is spliced from 5 exons. NCBI's taxonomy places the organism in Eukaryota, Fungi, Ascomycota, Sordariomycetes, Hypocreales, Nectriaceae. The record is from RefSeq and is a predicted model, not a curated record. Bases 1 to 303 code for a protein of 100 amino acids.
AUGUCUGCAGUCGGGGCGACCUCGAACGUAAAACUACAAACUGGCUGCCAGAAGGGAUGGCUUUUAGUCGAUGCAUGGGGAGCUAUCCAACCAGGGGUGAUCGAAUUAUAUUCGCCCGAAAUCUCUGCGGUCGAGAGGAUGUUAAUUCUCGUCCUCCGUACCUUAGUUCAGGGCUCCGUCGGUUUCCUGGUCUAUCUUGCCGGAUACUCCAUGGGUGUCAGUAAGAGGUGGGCAGAUGGCAAUAUCGGCCUUGGGUUCAAAGUCGACAAUACCAGGAGCAUCAGGUUGAAUUUUCAGAGCUAG